Molecule: messenger RNA, 876 nt
Organism: Diaporthe batatas
Lineage: Eukaryota; Fungi; Ascomycota; Sordariomycetes; Diaporthales; Diaporthaceae
Exons: 1
Coding region: 1-876 (291 amino acids)
Source: RefSeq, a predicted model, not a curated record
AUGGCCACCGUCGAGCACUGCCUCUACUGCUUCGAGUCCCUCGCUGCCAAACUCGAGGGCCGCAAGGGCAUGGACCUGGGCGACGUCCAGACCUCCUACGCCAAGUACGCCGCCUCUGUCGCUUCCGACGAUGCUGCAGCCGGGGAAGCCAAGCCCGGCAAGCCCGCCAAGAAGCUCCCCGCCCUCCGCCGCCUGGUCGGCGGCUCCAGCUCCUCGAGCACGUCCUCCUCCUCCUCCCUCCAGUCCCCCGAGUCCGCCUCCGGCAGCUCGAGCUCCACAUCCCUGUCGGCGAACACCUCGGCGACCUCCGUGGCCGGCGGCGCCCCCGAGCCCGUGACCGACCCGGACGCCGAGUACCCGCUCUUCGUCACCUGGAACAAGGCCGCCGGCAGCGGCGCCGAGUACCACCUGCGCGGCUGCAUCGGGACCUUUGAGGCCCAGCCCCUGGCCGACGGCCUGUCCUCGUACGCCGUGAUCGCCGCCCUCCACGACAGCCGCUUCAGCCGCGUGUCGGCGCGCGAGCUGCCCUCGCUGCAGGUCGCCGUGACGCUGCUGACCGACUUUGAGGACGCGGACGACAUCCUCGACUGGGAGCUGGGCACCCACGGCAUCCGCAUCUCGUUCCAGUGGGAGGGCCACCGCCACGGCGCCACCUACCUGCCCGACGUCGCCACCGAGCAGGGCUGGACCAAGGAGCAGACCCUCGUGAGCCUCAUGCGCAAGGCCGGCUGGGAGGGCAGGCGUGACCGGUGGAGCGAGGUGGCUGAUGCCGGAUCCAUGAAGGUCGUCAGGUACCGUGGCGACAAGGAGCAGCUCGUCUUUGACGAGUACAAGGCGUGGAGGGACUGGGCGGACGAGCACUCGGUUCGGAAGUAG